Molecule: messenger RNA, 1239 nt
Organism: Musa acuminata subsp. malaccensis (wild Malaysian banana)
Lineage: Eukaryota; Viridiplantae; Streptophyta; Magnoliopsida; Zingiberales; Musaceae
Source: RefSeq, a predicted model, not a curated record
AUGAUAGGCCUACGGCCUUCCAGGUUCUUCUGGUCUCUCGUGGAGCGACCCCCCACGGCGGUGCCCGAGAUGCUGCAGCGAGCGAGCCAGUUCGUCGCCGCAGAGACAUGGACGGCCGGGAGGCGUGAAGAGCACAAGAGGGGCAAGUCAGAACCGCCCCGGCAGCAACAACCCGUCGUAUCCCGGCGUAGGUUAGAUAGAUCCAACCCGCCGACACCAAGGUCCCCUCUCCCCGCCUUGAACUCGUCCCGAACAGAAAUAUUUCUCCACAUAAAGGAGAAUGGACUACUCAAAGAUCCUCACCCGAUGAGGAGCCCGCGAGAGCUUGCAGACCGAUCAAAAUAUUGUCGCUUCCAUCGGCAGCAUGGGCAUGACACUGAACAGUGUUACAAGGAACUUUCGCCGCGCCCGGAGGGCCCUAUCGAGCGACACAUCGAUGUGAUAGCCGACGGCCCCGCGUCUGGCGGGGGCUCCAUGAUGGGAAGAAAGGCUUACGCCAGAGCCGCCCCGACCGAAGCUCACGGGAACGGACCCGAACCCGAGAUCACUUUCCCGACCGGAGCAUCCGAACAACCCGAGCACGACGACGCGCUUGUGAUAUCGGCCAGGAUCGCCAACGCGCAAGUAAGGAGGAUCAUGGUCGAUACCGGGAGCUCAACCGACAUACUUUACUUCGAUGCCUUCCAGAAGCUCGGCUUGGCUAGGGAGAACAUGAAGCCAAUGUGCUCGGCGCUCACCGGAUUCACCGGAGAUUCGAUCUUACCGCUGGGAGCUAUCACCCUGCCCUUAACCUUGGGGGCCCCGCCGAGGUCGAAGACAGUAAUGACCACUUUUCUAGUGGUCGACCUCCCCACCGCGUACAACGCCAUCCUCGGCCGACCAACCCUCAACAAGGUCAAAGCCAUCGUCUCAACUUACUACCAAACUAUCAAAUUCCCGACUCACGCCGGGGUCGGGGAAGUCACGGGAAGCCCCCGAGAAUCCAGGCGUUGUUACUUGACCGCCGUCUCGUUAAACAAGAGGGCGAGGAUCGAACCACCGCUGGAGGAUCCUCGGGAGAUGAAGAGACCGACCCCCCAUCCCGAGCCAAGGGAAUCCACCGUUGACUUGCCGUUGCUAGAAGAGCGGACGGCCGGAUCAGACGAUCAAAAUCGGGUUGGAGUUACCCGAGCGGGAACGAAAGCAGCUCGUCGGUCUCCUACAGGAAAAUGCCGACGUCUUUGCCUGGUCGCCAUCUGA